GCCAUGGGGACGGGACCCGGCGUCUCCGGGCGCCGCGCGGCCUCCAGGCCCAGCCCCGGGCUGCCCUCCCGAGACUCCGAGCCCGGCUGGGCAGGGGGUCGCGGCCGCAACGGGGAAGGCCAGGUAUGUCACCACGCCGAAUGCCAGCAGCUGCACCACCGGGGCCCCCUCAACCUCUGCGAGGUCUGUGACAGCAAGUUCCACAGCGCCAUGCAUUAUGAUGGGCACGUCCGCUUCGACCUGCCCCCCCAAGGCUCUGUCCUGGCUCGGAAUGUGUCCACCCGGUCAUGCCCCCCACGCACCAGUCCUGCCGUGGACUUGGAGGAGGAGGAGGAGAGCUGUAUGGAUGGCAAGGGGGACCGAAAGAGCACAGGCCUGAAACUCUCCAAGAAGAAAGCCAGAAGGAGACACACAGAUGACCCAAGCAAGGAGUGCUUCACCCUGAAAUUUGACCUGAACGUGGAUAUUGAGACAGAGAUUGUACCAGCCAUGAAGAAGAAGUCUCUGGGGGAGGUGCUGCUGCCAGUAUUUGAAAGGAAGGGCAUUGCACUGGGCAAAGUGGACAUCUACCUGGACCAGUCCAACACGCCCCUGUCCCUCACCUUUGAGGCUUACAGGUUUGGGGGACACUACCUGCGGGUCAAAGCCAAGCCAGGGGACGAGGGGAAGGUGGAACAGGGGGUGAAGGACUCCAAGUCCCUGAGUCUGCCGAUCCUGCGGCAAGCCGGGGCCGGGCCCCCAGCUCAGGAGCGCGUGGACCCCCAGAGCCGCCGGGAGAGCCUGGAUAUCCUGGCCCCUGGUCGCCGACGCAAGAACAUGUCAGAGUUCCUGGGGGAGGCCAGCAUCCCUGGGCAGGAGCCCCCCACACCCUCCAGCUGCUCUCUGCCCAGCGGCAGCAGCAGUGGCAGCAGCAGCAGCAGCAGUGGCAGUGACAGCUGGAAGAACCGGGCAGCCAGUCGCUUCAGUGGCUUCUUCAGCUCAGGCCCCAGCACCAGCGCCUACGGCCGGGAGAUGGACAAGAUGGAGCAGCUGGAGGGCAAGCUGCACGCCUACAGCCUCUUCGGGCUGCCCAGGCUGCCCCGGAGGCUGCGCUUUGACCAUGACUCCUGGGAGGAAGAAGGUGACGAAGAGGAGGAUGAGGAUGACGCUGGACUGCGGCUGGAGGACAGCUGGCGGGAGCUCAUUGACGGGCAUGAGAAGCUGACCCGGCGGCAGUGCCACCAGCAGGAGGCGGUCUGGGAGCUCCUGCACACGGAGGCCUCCUACAUUAAGAAGCUGAGGGUGAUCACCAACCUGUUCCUGUGCUGCCUUCUGAACCUGCAAGAGUCGGGACUGCUGUGUGAGGUGGAGGCGGAACGCCUGUUCAGUAACAUCCCGGAGAUCGCGCGGCUGCACCGCGGGCUGUGGGGCAGCGUGAUGGCGCCGGUGCUGGAGAAGGCGCGGCGCACGCGGGCGCUGCUGCAGCCCGGGGAUUUCCUCAAAGGCUUUAAGAUGUUCGGCUCCCUCUUCAAGCCCUAUAUCCGAUACUGCAUGGAGGAGGAGGGCUGCAUGGAGUACAUGCGCGGCCUGCUGCGCGACAACGACCUCUUCCGAGCUUACAUCACGUGGGCCGAGAAGCACCAGCAGUGCCAGCGGCUGAAGCUGAGCGACAUGCUGGCCAAGCCCCACCAGCGACUCACCAAGUACCCGCUGCUGCUCAAGUCGGUGCUAAGAAAGACCGACGAACCGCGCGCCAAGGAGGCCGUUGUCACCAUGAUUGGCUCGGUGGAACGCUUCAUCCACCACGUGAACGCGUGCAUGCGGCAGCGCCAGGAGCGGCAGCGGCUGGCGGCUGUGGUGAGUCGCAUCGACGCCUACGAGGUGGUGGAGGGCAGCAACGACGAAGUGGACAAGCUCCUGAAGGAAUUUCUACACCUGGACCUGACAGCCCCCAUCCCUGGAGCCUCCCCUGAGGAGACACGUCAGCUGCUGCUGGAAGGGAGCCUGAGGAUGAAGGAGGGGAAGGACAGCAAGAUGGAUGUGUACUGCUUUCUCUUCACUGACCUGCUCUUGGUGACCAAGGCAGUGAAGAAGGCCGAGAGGACCAAGGUGAUCAGGCCACCGCUGCUGGUGGACAAGAUCGUGUGCCGGGAGCUUCGGGACCCAGGCUCCUUCCUCCUCAUCUACCUGAACGAGUUCCACAGUGCUGUGGGGGCCUACACGUUCCAGGCCAGUGGCCAGGCUUUGUGCCGUGGCUGGGUGGAUGCCAUCUACAAUGCCCAGAACCAGCUGCAGCAGCUGCGUGUGCAGGAGCACCCAGGCAACCAGCAGCACCUGCAGAGCCUGGAAGAGGAGGAGGAUGAGCAGGAGGAGGAGGAGGAAGAGGAGGAGGAAGGCGGGGAGAGUAGCACUUCGGCUGCCAGCUCCCCUACCAUUCUGCGCAAAAGCAGCCACAGCCUUGAUUCCCAGCACUGUGCCUCGGACGGCUCUACGGAGACCCUGGCCAUGGUGGUGGUGGAGCCUGGGGAGUUGCUGUCCUCUCCUGAAUUCGGGGGCGGCCCCUUCAGCUCCCAGUCAGACGAGACCUCUCUCAGCACCACCGCCUCAUCUGUCACUCCUACCAGCGAGCUGCUGCCCCUGGGCCCUGUGGACGGCCGCUCCUGCUCCAUGGACUCCGCCUACGGCACCCUUUCCCCCACCUCCCUGCAAGACUUUAUGGCCCCAGCCCCCAUGGCGGAGUCAGCACCCCGGCCCCCAGAGUUACCACCAGCCCCAUCACCCCCACCCUCACCCCGCCUCCGCCGCCGCACUCCUGUCCAGCUGCUGCCCUGCCUGCCCCACCUGCUCAAGUCCAAAUCCGAGGCCAGCCUCCUCCAGCUGCUGUCAGGGGCCACCACCCGCAGAGCGCCCCCAGCCCCUAGCCGCAGCCUGUCGGAAGUCUGCUUGGCUGCUACUGUCCCUGGCAUGAGGACUCGGGGCUCCUGUCAGGAAGCUGAGCCCAGCUGGUAUUGCCAGGGGGCACCUGGCCCUGGCCCCCAGCUGGCAGAGCUAGAGGGUGGAGCCCACUGUCCAGGUGGGGAGCCUGAAGGACUCACCAGGAGAAGCAGAGAGCUGUCCUCGGGGGCCUCGACCAGGGUCCAGCCUGAGCCUCCCCCGGGGAUCUCGGCCCAGCACAGGAAGCUGACGCUGGCCCAGCUCUACCGAAUCAGGACUACCCUGCUGCUUAACUCCACCCUCACUGCCUCGUGAGUGGCCUGGCCUGGGGUGGAGGACAGGUGGCCCAGUGUACUGGGGGCACUGUCAUGACUGGGAACAGAUGGCACUUGGGCACAGGGAUGGGAGAGGGAGCCUGAGACCUGCCUCAGCACCUGGCAAGGAUGGGCAGCGGUGAAGAAGCCUGAGGAUCCCAGUCAGGAGAGGGUGGCCAGAUCCCCUCCAAAUACCAUAAGCCAAGGAAGGACUGUCUCUCCCCUCCUCUCCACUGCAGGGAGGUCUGAGCAGAGGGAGGCCCCCAAGGGUGCCACUGACCAAAGGACAGCAGACAGCAUGCCUCCUGGGGUGAGCCGGCCCCUGCUCCAGCUGCUGCCGUAAUGUGCACACGGGCCGGAGUGCCCAGCCGGACACCACCACCGCCCCUGCCCCCAGGGGCCCAAUUUGCACUUUGCCAGACCGAAUGGAAGUGGAGGAGGGCUCAGCAGAGGCCCAGGCUGCAGGACCUGCUGACAGUCACCACUGUCACUAACCUGCCUGUUUUCCCACCCCCGCACCCCCAGCGGAGGCAGGGUCCUUUGCCCAGUUUUCUCUGAAGUCAGGACCUCCAGUCCUCUGGGCUGGACUCCAGGGCUGGGGUCCCAGGCAACCCUUCCCUCCUCCACCCGCAUCUGGCACCAAAUGGGAUGACGGUUCCCCUGCCUUUUGCCCCCUCCCCCUCUUCCCAGUCCUUGGGAUGGGCUCUGUGUAAAGUUGCAUAUUUAUUGAGCUUUUGAUUCUUUUAUAAAGACUUGUAUAUACUUCACUGGAAAGAGUCCUUUGCUUUUGGAAUGCCCCCUUUCUGGACUCAGGUAUACUCAGUGCCCCCCUGGGCUCCUGUCCCCUUCAUCUGUGGUGGGCCACCGCUGGGCGAGACUGGGAGCAGAAUGGACUUCGUGGGGCAGAAAUCGCCUGACCAGUACUCCCCAGGUCAGCCCUGCCCCCUGCCACAGCCAUGAAGUCCACCACUAGGGACCCCCACCAGGUGCCCUCCCCACAUGGGGCCCUGGAGGGCCCUACCCUAAGCCACCCCUCUCAGGGCUCAAGCUACUGAGGGGGCCCCCUAGGACUGCCUUCCAGGGCAGGCUCAUGCCCUGUGUGGGGAGGCUGGGUCUCCCACCUGGGUUCUUCUGGCCCAAGCCCUCAUGGCUGAGGGUGCCUCUGAGCCCCGGAGAGAAGAGAUCGCCUCUCUAGGAAGAGGUAGUCUCUGGGUAGAGCUAGAAUCCAGGCGUGGGACCCGGACGCGGCCCCUCGCUAUGCGCACCUUGCCCACCAGCUGCCUCAGGUGAGCUCAG
Molecule: messenger RNA, 4523 nt
Organism: Dama dama (fallow deer)
Lineage: Eukaryota; Metazoa; Chordata; Mammalia; Artiodactyla; Cervidae
Gene: PLEKHG5
Product: pleckstrin homology and RhoGEF domain containing G5
Exons: 20
Coding region: 4-3228 (1074 amino acids)
Biological process (GO): endothelial cell migration; Rho protein signal transduction
Cellular component (GO): axon; plasma membrane; endocytic vesicle
Molecular function (GO): guanyl-nucleotide exchange factor activity
Source: RefSeq, a predicted model, not a curated record